AUGGAGCGGCGAUCGGAAGAGGAUGAGAGCGAAAAGGAGCGGAAGAAACUAGAGCGGGAGAAGCGUUUCGGCCGGCAAGCGCUGGCUGAGGUGCCGAGCGCCGCGCCGGCCAGGCCAGCUGCCGUACGGGAGGCAGAGCCUGAACUGGACCUGCCAUCAAUGAGACACGGCCCAAUUGUGGGCACGUGUCAAGACAUGUGCCACAAGGAGGAGCGCGACCGGAGGGCCCGAGAUAAGCAGCUGGACGUGUUUGAGCGGCUGGACGGUGACCCUGAGCGGACGUCCGCAGACCUGUGCGUCCGAAAGUUCAGCCGCAACAUCUCUGAGUCGGGCCGCGCAGAGCCGGAGCACAUGCGCCCGGUCCCCGUGCUCCGCCGCACGAUGGACCACUUAUUGAGCCUGGCGGACAUAGCGUAUGACGAGCGGCUGCUGGAGGUGUACCGCUUCUUGUGGGACAGGACACGUGGCAUCCGCCAGGACAUGGUGGUCCAGGACAUUAAGAACGCAGCGUCGAUCCAGAUGCACGAGGAGAUGAUUCGGUUCCACAUCUUGGGCGCGCACGAGCUGUGCGACCAAAAGGCGACCCCCGACAACUUCGACGGCUUCAACCCGCAGCAGAACAUCGAGCAGACCGCCAAGGCGCUGACGUCACUCUUUGACAUGUACAACACGCACGCGCGCGAGGGCGUCUUCUUUGACACCGAACCCGAGUUCCGGGCGUACUACCUGCUGCUCAUCCUGGAGACGCACGCCGAGCACUUCAAGGUGGAGCAGGGCCAGACGAACCAGUUCCUGCGCGGGCUGCGGCCCGACGUGCUGCGGUCGCCGGAGGUGCACUUUGCCAUCCGGGUUCGGAGGACGCGCGAAAUGAAGAACUACGUGCGCUACUUCCGGCUGGUGCACGAGGCGACGUACCUGCAGGCCUGCCUCAUGCACAUCUACUUCGGCAUCGUGCGUGGCGAGGCCGUGGAGAUCAUGAAGCGGGUCCACCGCCAGUCGGGAGACGCCAUCACUGCGGAGGAGCUGCAGAGCGACAUGGGCAUGGACGAGGAUGAAGUGGAGCCUUUCCUAGAGUACUACGGCCUGUCGCUAGUUUCUCUCCCCAGCGGUCAAACGGGGCUGCGCCUGUCGCGGGAGGAGCGCCUCGAGCCGCAGCUGAAGCCGCCCGCCGCACGCCACUCCGGCGUCGUCGCUGGAAAACGAGCGGAACGGGUCAUUCAAGAUGUGUUGCACGCGGGGACGGCAGGUGCCACCGCUUCGUCUCACGGUCCCCGGCCCCCCCUCCUCUCCUUGCAACCGCCCUCCUUCACUGCUUCAAAACCUCCGCUGUCGCCUCCCCGCAAACCCCGACCGCCUAUCCAUAUUCCGCCCCUUUUCGAUGAAGCUCUGGCGCAAAAUCCUGCACUCGGAACGUCACCCCAGGCGGCGUCUCCCGUUAGAUCCACUCCGGAACCUCUAGAGAGUCCUGGAACCCAGGCGACCGAAGCCGAGGCGCAAAAUUUGCUAGAGGUGCGCCGAGCGGAGGAGCGGAAAAUGGCGGAGAUCGAAAAAAUGAGAGAGGAGAUUGCGAGACGGGAAGCGGCGGACCGGAAAGCGGCCCUAGAGGCGGCGGAAAAGAGACGAGCGGAACUCGAGGACCGGAAACGGCGCCAAGAGGAAGCGGAGGAACGGAGGCGAGAGGAAGAAGAACGGAGGCGGAAAUGGGAGGCGGAACAGGCGAGGCUGCGGGCGGAAGCGGAACGGAGGAGGGUCCAAGAGGAGGCGCGGAGAAAAGCUGCGCUGGAAGAGAAGAAACGGCGCCAGGCGGCGGCCCUCCGCCGGCUGGUGGUGUUCCUGUGCAAGAAGAGCGUCGAGGAGCGCGAGCAGGAGCGGCUUCUUGAGGAGGCGCGCGCGCGCGCCGAGCGCGCCGCGGCCGCGCUCGCGACCGUGUCUGUUCCGGGGGCUGUGAGGCCGUCCGGAGAGGCGGCCGGGUUGUACGGAGUUGUGGGCCGGGAGGUCGAGCAAGUCACCUCCACUGCCUACGAACUCGAACGCCUCGGGGGGGAGCUCGCUGCCCAAAGAGAGACCCUGUGGGCCCCCCUGGAAAAGAAUCUCAUUGCCUCUGUCGCCGCCGGGCUGCAAAUCCACAGCCCCGAGGCGCGGUGCCUCGCUUUCAAGCUACUGGUUAGCACCGGUUUGCAAAACCGCACACAAGAAGGAGAGGCUGGACAUAGGUUUGAGAUAGACGGAACGCGCGAAGCGGAAAGCAGUGCUGUGCAAGAGCGGUUUGUCGACGGGAGUUGGGGAUACGAUGAUAACGGGCGCUGGGGGAGGGUUGAUGAAGGAGAAAGGAGGGGCAGGCGAUCGGUGUUUGAGCGACUGAGUGGACCGUCAACCUCUCAGAUUGCGGACGUCAGCAUUACGGAAGGGAGGGUUGAACGGGGAGGGAGGGGCCGUCCCGCUGUCGAGACGGGGCUCUGGAUAAGGGCAAAGCUGAUGAUGGACGGAACGCGAACGGAAUAUGGCGCAGCUUUGAGUCGAGGGGAGGGGGAAGGGAACGGAGAGGCAAGGCUUGCGGAAGGCGUCUUUGAUGUUUCGGGGGGUUUUCAAGGCGAAGCGCAAGCAAAGCGCCAGUACGUGUGGCUGGCAGCGACUGAAGUCGAGCAAUUAGAACCGAGGUCGGACCAAGAACGGAGACCGGCUUUGGAGAAGACGGUUUCUGGAUCAAGUGCGAUUGUGCACGUUUUGCACGCGGCGGGCUUGCGAGAGGUUGCAAUGCUGUUGAGAGAUCGGGAGCGGUUGCAGAGAAUCGUGGAUGUUCUUCCCGAGGGGGCCGGAGUUCCGCUCCUGGUGGUGGCGGGCUGUCCGCGAGCGGAAUGGGCGGAAGCGGAAGCGGACGAAGGGGCGGGGCAAGAAGAGGUUUUGGAUAUGGACGACGAGGAGCAGGAGAAUGGAACAAGGGCUAUGGGGGCGGAACGGAACCAAGUAGGGAACUUUUGGAAAGCGAACGGAGAUAUGGGCGGCGCAACUCUCCCGGCGGAAGAUGAAUCCGACGAGAUGGAGGCCGGAACGAACGGAACCGUUACCGGAAUGGAGCUGGUGCCCGUGGGCUCAGUCGACGAUGACCUCAUGGGUGACGUCGUCGAUGACGUGGCAGGAGUGCCGUGGGGCGAGUGGAACGAGAGCGACGAGGAUGGAGCGGAGGCGGCGGUGGGCGAGGCGCUGGGCCUGGACGAACUAGGCGUGGACGACGGGCGGCUCGGGGAGUGGCGGGUGGUGUUCGUGGGGGAUGCGGGCGACGCUGCAGCCACCAACAGUCUCCUACUCAGCGGUCUCCACUGGCUGGCGGCAAACUCCCGACAUCAACCCCCGCUAAGACCCUUGAACCUCCCCAAUCUCACGCGAGCCUUCUUACGUCCCCUUCUCAACGAAGUCGACCAAAGCUCGGCGGGCCCUGCAAACCGGAUUCCCGCCUUCAACGCCGCGCUUGAAACGGCCGAGAAGGCUGUUAACAAGGCCCUCUCCGAAGCGCCCCUGAACUGGCCGCCCCCGGAAGUGGAUGCUUACGAAGGGCCCCGGAAAUGGGCGCUCCAGGGCCUGCCACGUGUUGGGUGGAGCGCGCGCCCAGGGCCGUCGGAUGCCGCCAUCGGACGGCUGAGGGCGGCCAGGCUGCCCGCCUUCGGAGAGUUUCAGGAGCGCUUUGAAAUUGAGGAUGCGAAUAGAGCGAGAGGAAGUGUGAAUAAGCUCUUGGCAACGGUUAUGGGGGGGCGGGAAAACGAUGCGGCGGUGCAGAGAGAAGGGAAGAGGCUGCUUGAGAAGGGGAGAAUGGCAUACGGGCCGGAAGGGGGGGUGUGGUACCAGCCAGACUGGGGGGCCAUUCUUGAGGCGAUCUUUGAGCUGCGCCUCUCGUCUCUCCACGCCCUCCCCCCCUUCACGGUCUACGUCCGGUCUUCCGACCUUCCCCCCGAAGAGAUUAACCUUAAUCCCCUGGAAGCGGACAACGAGCUCGUCCAAUAUCUAGAACCCCCCGGGCCGUUGUUACCAGCGACUUUUGAGAGGGCAAGCGACGAAGGAAUCACGGCAGGGGGGCCGGAGAAUCAGAAACACGAGCAGCUAAGUCCGAGCCCGGGUACAGGGUGGGCCAUGGAAGUUGGAGAACCGAUCAGUAGCGGGGGAGGGAAGGGGGAUCCCCCGGAAGGUUUUGGAAGCGUCGUGAGCGAGAGGGCCUUCGACCGCUGCGAAUUCCUGAGACAGCAGCAGCAGCAGAGCGACGGUUUGAGCGGUGCGAAUGGGCGUUGGAGAGGUGGUGUGAAUGAGCCUGAGAAUGUUCUUGUGGGCGGUGUGAACGGGCUCGAAGACGUCCGGGACGGUGGUGUGAACGGGCCCGAGAACGAUCAGGCGGUCGAUGUGAACUUGGCGCCCCAUUUGAUGGUGGCGGAGCCAAUCCGGGAGGGGCGGGCUUUCGUGGCCCAGGAUGUGCCACGUGGCCCAGUUAGAGGCUCGCUGAUGCAGCCGCGACGGCUGCAGCGGCUGUUCUCGGGGGUGGCGCUCGAGAGCGGACUGGCGACUGCGCCGGCCAGGGGAGAUGACGACAUGCUGAUGUCUUUGUCGCCGUCUAGGAUCGCGUACGGGCUGGCAGCUCCCCAGGUGGAAGGCGAGAGGGGCGAUGCGCCUUCAUUGGAGACACGUGGCGUUUUGGGAAUGGCCGGUGACACUGAACGAUGGGUUGGUUUCGGCAACGGGACAGAAGGGGGGAAGGAGGACGGAAGAGAAACGGCGAAGACUGGCGAAGCUUCCGUGGAAAGAGUGCCGGGGUCAGUCGUUGGAACGGUCGCUAGCCCGCCAAUAGCAGAACGCCACGAGGCUUUGUCCAGCAGGGACGCAUGGCAGGUUGGCGCCGGAAUAUGGGGGUCCGGGUCAGGCACGACCGGGGCCACGGGGACCCCCCUGAAACGGAAAACUGCGGCAGACGAGGCGAGGCGGCAGCGAGCGAGGGUCGAGUUUGAGACCAGCCUCGAAACCCUGAGGGUUUACGCGGAGGUGACGGAGCGAGAAGCGGUAGAAAAGGCUGCAGAGGGUUUGGAGGUAUUGGAGAACGUGCGGGGGAGGAAUCAGGGAUUGGGAUUGGGAUUGGCAGCUCGAAGUGGGUUAGAAGCGGGGUUAGACCCAGGUCUUUCCAGGUCAGGGACGGAAACCAGAGCGGGGGAUGCGAAAGAGGGAGGCGACCUGGCGGGCAACAUGGAAGGCGUCACAGGAGAGGGUUUAGAACAUGAGGGAGUCGAAGGUUUGGGAGGGUCAACGGUAAACCAAGCUGGGGUUAGCGAAGGAAGGGGAAGCGUCCUCAGCCCGGAACAGCGUUUUGCUGCGGCUGUUGCGGACCUUGAGAAGGUGGUGCAAUCGGACGGUCCGAAUUUAGACCUCGUUUUACCGGACGCACCAGAACCAACAGCAGUCGUUGAGACUGCCGCUGAGAUGGUUCUGCAAGAGGGGGAGGGGCAUACGUUCUGGCCUAUGGAGGGGGUUGCAAACGAAACUCCUGUUAGUGGGAACGCCCGGGCUCGGUUUGAGGAUUUGGCGAGGAAGACGUUGGAGGCGCUCGGGGCGUCCCCUAGCAGCUGCGCGAAUGACGUCAGCAGCGCAGAGGCACGCUGGAGUAGUCCCCCCUUGAGAGCUCAAUAGCAGAAGCCAGGACUUGUACAAACACUCGGCUAUAUUUGCACAUACGUGCUGGAUGUGAGCUGGUGUGCAUUUGCAGGUCGAAAUGGAUAUAUGCAAGCCGAGCGCUUUUAUAUUAUCGAUGAGCUCUGAGGCUCAGUUGCUUUACCGCGCCGUAAAGAACAGCGAGAUAGGGGAAAUCUUCUGAUUGCUCGUUACAAGUCACGACCUGAGUAUAUGCCUUAUGAUGAUCACGUAAAUUAGGAUCGGACCGAGUUGAGAU
Klebsormidium nitens is the source of this 5917-nucleotide messenger RNA. Lineage: Eukaryota; Viridiplantae; Streptophyta; Klebsormidiophyceae; Klebsormidiales; Klebsormidiaceae. The record is from the annotation of a GenBank genome assembly.